AUGGGAGGCCAUGGGGGCUUGAAUAUCCUACCCCAAAAAAAGUGGAAUGUUUAUAGGAAAGAUGUUCAGUAUAAAGUUAAUUAUGAUGAAAAUAAAAUUAUAAAAGAAGAAGAAAAAAAAGAGAGAAAAAAGAAUGAACUUGCAUUUGAAAAAACAAUUAGUCAUCUAAAAAACAACAUACAUAUACAUUAUAAUAAUGAAAAGAAGGGAACUACAACUGAAUACAAUGAACAUAUUAAUUUAUUUAUGCAAGAAGAAAAAGAAAUAAAUAGAAGAAAUAAAAUGCAUGAAGAAUAUUUAAUAAAAAAAUGUCACUAUAUAUAUAACGAUGAGAAUUUUAAUGGAGGAAAUUGUAUCUAUGAUAAAAAAAAUAAUGCGAAAAUUAUUUCAGACUUUGAUAAAAUCAAAAUUAGUCAAAGCGAGUGGUUUUUAAAUAAAGAAAACUUCAUUUUUUUAAAAAAGAGCGAAACAAAUGAGUUAAAAAAUGAUCAAACAAAUAGACAAACAAAGUGUCAAACUGUGGGUCCGUUUACGAGCAGUUCCCACGAUAAACAUUCUGACAAAUUCAAGCAAAAAAAAGGCUCCUCAGAAAGUAAAGAACAUGAAUAUAAUGACGCGAAAACAUUAAAACAUAGAAAUGACAAAAGAGAAAAAGAAAAAACAAAGAAAUAUGACCAUAUCAGAACACUUAUAAAAUAUAAAAAGGAUAAAAAGAAGAGGAAAAGAGAAAGAAAGAGAAAGAAAGAGAAAGAAAGAGAAAGAAAGAGAAAGAAAAAGGGAGAAAAAAUAAAAACGUGA
This is a messenger RNA of Plasmodium malariae, 798 nucleotides long. Its product is annotated as conserved Plasmodium protein, unknown function. The record is from RefSeq and is a predicted model, not a curated record. The coding region runs from base 1 to 798 and encodes 265 amino acids. NCBI's taxonomy places the organism in Eukaryota, Apicomplexa, Aconoidasida, Haemosporida, Plasmodiidae. The transcript has a single exon.